This is a messenger RNA of Oryza sativa Japonica Group (Japanese rice), 1543 nucleotides long. Its product is annotated as ubiquinone biosynthesis O-methyltransferase, mitochondrial. Gene Ontology annotation, biological process: ubiquinone biosynthetic process. Gene Ontology annotation, cellular component: mitochondrion. The record is from RefSeq and is a predicted model, not a curated record. Gene Ontology annotation, molecular function: 2-methoxy-6-polyprenyl-1,4-benzoquinol methyltransferase activity. NCBI's taxonomy places the organism in Eukaryota, Viridiplantae, Streptophyta, Magnoliopsida, Poales, Poaceae.
CAGGUAUCCGACGGUUCAGAUACUCCCAACGUGUUGACCCCUUCGGCCAUUUGCGACUGCCGCUUUGCAGAAGCAUCACGGCCGCAUCGGCGACCCCGAACUCCGCCGCCGCCCGCAGCCGCCGCCGCCUUCGCAGCCGCCGCCGCCGCCGCCUUCUUCCAGGGCAAACGAUGCUCCGCCGCGUCGCGCCAUCCCUGCGGCGAGCUAUCCUCACAUCCUCCGCCCAUGGCCGCGCGGGCGCGCAACUCACGGAGCCUGGUCUCUCGCCUCGCCACGCUCUGCUCCCGCAAUGGCGCCUUUGCUCCUCCGCGGCCUCCACGAACUCUCCCCCGCCCCCGCCGCCGCCUCCUUCUUCUCCGCCUCAGGGAACACCGCGUCCAGCAGGCGGAUCCACCGUCUCGUCGCUGAACCCUGCCGAGGUCGCCAAGUUCGCCGCCAUCGCUGAGACCUGGUGGGAUUCUGAAGGUCCAUUCAAGCCGUUGCAUCUGAUGAAUCCAACUCGACUGUCUUUUAUCCGGUCCACUCUCUGUAGACAUUUCAGGCGGGAUCCAAAUUCUUCUAAACCACUUGAAGGCCUUAAAGUUAUUGAUGUUGGAUGUGGGGGUGGCAUUCUCUCAGAGCCUCUUGCUCGGAUGGGAGCUACAGUUACUGGAAUUGAUGCUGUUGACAAAAAUAUAAAGAUUGCACGUGUCCAUGCUGCAUCCGAUCCAUCAACUGCUUCCAUAGAAUAUUUCUGCACAACAGCUGAGGAUUUGGUGAAAGAGAACAAACAAUUUGAUGCUGUGAUUUCUCUUGAGGUGAUCGAGCAUGUGGCUAAUCCCUCGGGGUUCUGUGAAUCUUUGUCAGCUUUGACAGUUCCUAAUGGGGCCACUGUGAUUUCUACAAUCAACCGCUCAAUGAGGGCAUAUGCAACUGCAAUAGUCGCUGCGGAGUAUAUUCUUAAUUGGCUUCCUAAAGGCACACAUCAGUGGUCCAAACUAGUUACCCCUGAGGAGCUGGUCCUUAUACUGGAAAGAGCUUCAAUCUCUGUACAAGAAAUGGCCGGGUUUGUGUAUAAUCCGCUGCGUGGAGAGUGGUCUCUGUCAGAUGAUCUUACUGUAAAUUAUAUUGCUUAUGGCAUGAAGAAAGUCGAAACACCCUCUGAGUCAAAUUGACCUCACAUCAUCAAAAUAUUUUCGUCGGGAACUAAAACGUGCGCCACUUGAAAAUUUUGGCAGGGAUUACAAUCAAAUAGCACACUGAAAAGUUUUGACUUCUCUUUUUGUUAAUUUCGGAAAACAGGGAGCAUGUAGUAGUGUCAUGGGGAAGCCCCACUGAGGUGUGCAAACUGCUAAGUUGAUAGCAGUGGCAACAGCUAACAAGUAAAGUAGGGGUAGCUUUGUCUCUUUGAUUGUAACUAGUAGUACUUCUUUCAAACUUUCCUUCAUAUAAAUAAGUACAUUUCAGACGAGUUCACCAAAGUUCUAGCUGCGAUUGCCCUUUUGUUAAACUAUAUGCAGAUACUGUUUCUCUUGUUAUAUAGAUGAAUUCCCUCUUUCCUUUC